This is a messenger RNA of Notechis scutatus (mainland tiger snake), 1513 nucleotides long. Lineage: Eukaryota; Metazoa; Chordata; Lepidosauria; Squamata; Elapidae. The record is from RefSeq and is a predicted model, not a curated record.
AUGGGCUUUCCUCCUUUCCUUCCAACUUAUUGCAGGCCGCUGGAUCUGCCCAGGGAGGCUCUCUUGGCAGCUGCGGAGAGGGACUUUGAGCUGCAGGGCCACAAGUUUGAAGCUGCACCAGAGCAGCUGCGGCAGCCACGCCUGGUCCGAGUGGGGCUGAUCCAGAACAAGAUUCCUCUGGCCACCGACGCACCAGUCGCCGACCAGGUAACCGCGCUGCACAGACGCAUACAAGAGAUUGUGGAAGUGGCUGAAGUAUGCGGAGUAAACGUGAUCUGUUUCCAAGAGGCUUGGACCAUGCCCUUCGCUUUCUGCACCCGGGAGAAACUGCCGUGGACUGAAUUUGCGGAAUCGGCAGAAGACGGACCCACCACGAGAUUCUGCCAGACGCUGGCUAAGAAACACAACCUGGUUGUGGUCUCUCCCAUCCUGGAAAGGGACGCCGCCCACGGAGGGACACUGUGGAAUUCAGCCGUGGUCAUUUCCAGCUCUGGCUGCGUGUUGGGGAAGAGCCGGAAGAAUCACAUCCCCCGGGUGGGCGACUUCAAUGAGUCGAGAUAUUAUCUGGAAGGGGACCGAGGACACCCAGUGUUUGAGACGCAGUUUGGGAGGAUCGCGGUGAAUAUUUGCUUUGGUCGCCAUCAUCCCCUCAACUGGCUCAUGUACAGUUUGAAUGGAGCAGAGAUCAUCUUCAACCCUUCGGCCACUAUUGGCAAACUCAGUGAAUCCAUGUGGCCCAUCGAGGCAAGAAAUGCCGCCAUUGCCAACCACUGCUUCACCUGUGCCAUCAACCGCGUGGGGACGGAACUUUUCCCACAUCCCUUUACAUCUGGAGAUGGAAAACCAGCCCAUCAUGACUUGGGGUAUUUUUAUGGCUCGAGUUACGUAGCCUCUCCAAAUGGAAGUCGGACCCCAGGACUGUCACGAACCCGAGACGGCCUGUUGGUGGCAGAGAUGGACCUGAAUCUUUGCAGACAAGUUAAUGAUGAGUGGAAUUUCAAGAUGACUGGAAGGUACAAGAUGUACGCUGAGGCACUUGCUGCCUUUGUCCAACCCAACUUCGUGCCCAACGUCAUCCGAGAGUGACGUCUCUCAGUGGAGGAGGCUCUUCUCCGGAUGUUCCCAUCUUUACAGGAAUGGCCUCUUCUUUCCAAACGGUCUCCUCUCUUAUAUUAAAAGCUCCCUUCUCAGAUGCAAAAGGCGUGUUGUAAAUGGGGCAUGGACUCUCUCCCAUUCGAUGGAAAUAUUUGGUCCCAUCCUGUCCUAAAAACAAUGAUAAAAUGCCUUUGAUGAAGGUGGGAUGCACCCAAGUCAGAAAGGCAGCUAUGAUAAAGAUCUGGUAGAUGAUGCCAAGGAGGGAGACCCUGAAGGGGGGAGGGAUGGAACCCAGAAGACAGGAAUCUGUUUCCACGCAGGAUCUCCAGAGAGAAGGGCAGAAAUUAAUGCUUCAUUGAGGCAACAAGCACAAAACACCGAGAACAGGAUGGAGAUGAUUACUAAUGAAAUAAUAUUU